Sphenostylis stenocarpa is the source of this 618-nucleotide messenger RNA. NCBI's taxonomy places the organism in Eukaryota, Viridiplantae, Streptophyta, Magnoliopsida, Fabales, Fabaceae. The record is from the annotation of a GenBank genome assembly.
AUGGAUAUAUAUCUACCUCAGGGAAGUCUGCAUCAGAUAUCAUGGUUUCAGUUUCUUCCUCAUGAACCUGACCUGAACCCUCUACCUGACAAAAGUGUAAAAGUGGACCAAAAGGAUGCCGCAAUGUUACUGGUUCUUUCAUCACAUCUGCAACUACAGAAGGAGGGACUUCUCAGCACAUGGACCAAUUCCUUUGUUGGACCUUGGGAUCCAUCCCAGGGCUUGCAUAAUCCGGGUAGAGUGUAUGAAAAGAUUAAGCUGUGGCUUUUUCUUCCGGGGCGUCAUUCAUCAGUUGUUGAGACUGCUCAGGUGGCAGUAUCCAGAUUAAGAGUUGUUGCUUCUGGGCUUUGGUUAGCUCCGGGUGAUUCGGAAGAGGUUGCAGCUGCUCUCUCUCAGGCUUUGAGGAAUUGUAUAGAAAGAGCUUUGCUUGGGUUAUAUUACAUGAGAUUUGGUGAUGUAUUUUCAAAGUUUCAUCAAUUUCAAAGUGAAGAACUGUUCAGUACUCAUGCUUUUAUGAGUUCUCCUACAAUUUUUCCUGCAUGGGUUGAUUCCACUGUUAUAAUCUCCAUUCUUUUUGUUGUGGUGGUUGAGGAUGUGGUGGUCAUUGUCAACUUUGAU